CUAGAAACAGAUAAUAUCUUGGGGAGCCCUUGGGCGUAAGGAGAUAUGUGGGAAAGACUUCGGCGGGUAAGCCGUGGGCGCGUAGAUCUUUGGAAAGCCUUUAAUGGAUGUAAGGCUGGUUCCAGUUUCUCGGAUAUAUUUACGAUACCCUGGGAUAAAGAAUGGUAAGGGUGGUUGGCAAUGAAAGUGGCGCGGCAGUCCCGUUGUGUUGCAAGUCUAGUCUCUAUUGUACUGUCGGGUCUGUUUUGCGGGCGUGAGAUCGGGCUGUACUGCGACGUCACAACAAAACAAGCGGGAGAAAAAAAUAUAUAUAAACACGUGAGCGUUAUGGAGCACAGCUUGCAGGGUACACAGGAAUUUCACAAGUGUGGCGGCGUUCAGCUGGGGAAACCAAACAAGACAGUAACAAUGCCAGAAUGACGCUGGAUGGGUGGGCACGAAGGAACGUGUCACGUAAACAAGUACACCGUAUCACAAG
This is a messenger RNA of Babjeviella inositovora NRRL Y-12698, 478 nucleotides long. RefSeq lists its product as uncharacterized. The coding region runs from base 181 to 420 and encodes 79 amino acids. The record is from RefSeq and is a predicted model, not a curated record. Lineage: Eukaryota; Fungi; Ascomycota; Pichiomycetes; Serinales. The transcript has a single exon.